AUCAAAACAUCGAUUCUUCACUUUGUUUGUUCCUUCAAUUCCACGCGAGUUUACUCAGGGAACAGACGGUCUUCAGUCUCUCAUCUGUCCUCGGAAAGCCGCCAGGAUUUGAAUCCUCCCUGUCUCGGCUAAAUAUCCGUUUUUCGAAAAUUUUCACCAGAACCUACGGCUUUUUUCGUUUCUACGCAAAAUAUCUCGACAACACUCCUCCUCACUGCAACCACAACCAUCACCCCCAGCCACCACCACAACCACCACCAACAAAAAAAAAAAAAAAAAAAAAUGACAGAACCCUCCGCCCCCUACUUCCACCUCCUCGACACCCCCCUCCCCUCUCCCUCCCUCUUGAAUCUCUUAUCCAACCACCUCCCUUACUCCCUCCCCGUUCUCCGCCGUCUUCAAUACGCCGCCAAUUUUUCAGACAACAACAACAACAACAACAACGGACUGGGCACGACUCCCUACAGCCAUGUUUUAUUUGCUUCUAGGCACUCCCUCGAGGAUCUUGUCCAGUCUUUUGAAUCUGAAUCUGAAUCUGAAGCUGUAGCUGUAGCUGAAGCGGAUGAUCAACAAGCUGAAGAUGAAGAUGAAGUGGAUGGAAAAAGUGGGCAAGCGGCAGCAGCGGAUGGAAAAGGAAAAAGAAAAAGAAAAAGGAGGCGGCAGCAUUUUGCUGCGGCGUUUGUGGACUUGAGUCGGUUUCCGGAGACGCAGGCGUGGGUUUAUUCUACGAUGGAGGAUCAUUGUUUUUUUGAUCCGGGGACGGGUACGACCAUGGAUGGGUCGACAACAUGGGGAGUGUUUGGCUCCCAGUCACAAUCCCAUUCGUUACCGGAGGAAGAAGCUCAAGAGUGCGAUGAGCUCAUGUUAGCCCUCUUGAGAAGGAUGCGCACCAUUGCUUUGCAGAUGCCUUUGGUUCUAGAGAAGGCAAGUGAGCAGAGACAAAAGAACUGGACUGAGGCGAGGGCGUAUCUUUGUAUGGACGCUGCCGCGGGAGGUCCGGGUCCCAAGGUGAUGAUUGGUAGUUUGGCGGAGAUCCAUCGCCAUCGAUUGUUUUUGGAUCAGGGACGGGUCCACAUGCACAAGACGGCGAAUAUCCCUGAGGAGAUUGAGUGGGAGGUGUGUCAGAAGUGGUUGUUUCGGACGGAAGCGUUGGUGUCGUCGUCGCCGUCGUCGGAGAAGGAGAGGGAGGGGGAGUUGGAAACAACGAUGGAAAAAGAGGGGCUGGUGUGGGAUCGGGUUAGGACGAAGGAGGAUGUAAGGUUGGUGCAGAGCCGGACGAGUAUUAAAAGGCAGGAGGAUACGCUUUUGGGACUUCCUAGUGUGGCGGUACGGGAUGGAGAGGGGAGGAUGGUGGCGUGGGGGUUCAUGGCGUUUGAUGGGACGUUGAUGACGUUGCAUGUUGAGGAGCAAUACCGCGGAAAGGGACUGGCGAAGGCGGUGGCUUGUAAAGUCAUGAGGGAUCAUGUCAAGGAUUAUGGCGAUGAUGGGUGGGGAGCUGCGGAUGUUUUCCUAGAGAAUUAUAGGAGUCAGGGGGUUUGUAGGAGUAUUGGUGGGCGGGUUGGGUGGUUGUUGUCUUGGGCCGUGGUGGAUCUGGCUACAGCUGGGGAUGCGUUGUAAGCGUUGAGCAGGUUACUUUGAAAAUUUGAUUGAGGGGAUAUAUGUCUAUCUAAAUUUCAU
Neurospora hispaniola is the source of this 1677-nucleotide messenger RNA. RefSeq lists its product as uncharacterized. The record is from RefSeq and is a predicted model, not a curated record. The coding region runs from base 283 to 1617 and encodes 444 amino acids. The transcript has 3 exons. Gene Ontology annotation, molecular function: acyltransferase activity, transferring groups other than amino-acyl groups. Lineage: Eukaryota; Fungi; Ascomycota; Sordariomycetes; Sordariales; Sordariaceae.